Messenger RNA from Amphimedon queenslandica, 872 nucleotides. RefSeq lists its product as uncharacterized. The coding region runs from base 252 to 653 and encodes 133 amino acids. The transcript is spliced from 2 exons. Lineage: Eukaryota; Metazoa; Porifera; Demospongiae; Haplosclerida; Niphatidae. The record is from RefSeq and is a predicted model, not a curated record.
GUAGCAAUAGCUUCAUAUCAUCGUGGGGCGUACUUAAUGAAACCUCAGUUUCCUGCCAACCUUCGGACAACCUUGUCACAAGGUUGUUAUGUUUGUAACAUGUUAGUCACAACUUCAGCACUUUUAUACAAGGUUGUCACUAGGUUGCUCACAACUUUAUCACUUUUGUACAAGGUUGUUACCAGGUUGCUACAACCUUGCGAGGUUGUGAACUGGUUGUAACAAGCUUGUAGCAAGCUUGAAAUUUCUAUAUGGGAAUGGGACGGGAAGGUAAACCUCGACAAUUACUGGUUAUUGGUGGGUAUGGUCCUUUAUCUACUACUACUACUAAACGGAAUCGUCAGUUCAAAUAUGAUGCAAUUAGGAAACCUGGUGUUGAUGAUUAUCUUAUAACUAAUGAACAAAAUACCUACAAACUUUCCAGUGGUCAAUGGAUUGUUCCAACUGUCAUUGGACAGUGUUUUCCACCAACUAGUCACUUUAUAAUUGAAAGAAUCAGUCAUAAUAAAGGAAUUAUGUAUGGAGGAAUAGUGACUGAUGGUGAUGAAGAUAUUUCUACUAACAGUAUCUACUUUUUUCAAUUAUCAAAUAAUAAAAUAGUAAGUUAUACUAUCAGUAUACAUAACCUGUGCAUUAGUUUAUACUGCCUUUGAAGUAAAGUACGUAUGAAUACCGUUACAUCUAAGCGCGGAAAUUAUUACCCACACAAGUACCACACCCCUUGGUUAGGGGUCUGACACUGCCUCAAAUUUUGUAUGGGAUGCCUGGAUUCCUAAAUUCAGGUGCUGGAUUCCUGCUUGAUUCUAAAUGGUAUACUACAAAAAUGCUUGUAUAACUCUAGAUACUGCCUAAAAUUCUAAAAAUCUUGGAUU